CGCGCGCUCAGAGGGAGACCGGCCACUGCCCGCGCCGCUGCCUCCGGUUGUAGGGCCAAGCCUCGCCGGACUGCCCCGCCCCGGAUCCGGACUCCACGAGUAGCUCUUGGCGCGCGGUUCACGCGCCCCGGGCUCGAACCUGGGACGUGCACAUGAGAGCUCGGCCGUAGUGUGGGUCCAGGCCCGGCGGCGACAUGGGGAAAUUUCAGUCUAAGCAUGCCGCAGCCGCCUGCAAGAGGAGAGAGAGCCCCGAAGGGGACAGCUUCGUGGUGUCUGCAUACGCGAGCGGCCGCAAAGGAACGGAAGAGACCGAACGGCGCUCAGGCGGCGGCGUGGAACAUCGGGCACGGGACAAGCAGGAGCUGUCAAAUGGUGACCCCAAGGAUGGGCCUUUCUGGGAGGACAAGGGCUCCCUGGAAGUUGUGCUGCCCCCUGAGAAGUCUGAGGGCCACGAGGGCCAAGGACAGCCCUUCAGCAUAGAUGAUGGGGAGAAAGCAGCAGGCCGGGAGGGCCCGCUAAGACUCAGCAAGAAGCACUUGAACAUUGACACCCUCCAAUGUGAUGUCUCCGUGGAAGAAGACAACCGCCAAGAGUGGACAUUCACACUGUAUGACUUUGACAACAGUGGGAAAGUCACCAGAGAGGACAUGUCCAGCCUGAUGCACACCAUCUAUGAGGUUGUCGACGCCUCUGUCAAUCACUCCUCGAGCAGCAGCAAGACUCUCCGAGUGAAGCUAAGUGUCAGUCCUGAACCCUCCAGCAAGAGGAAGGAAUGUCCUCCCACUGGCCAAGACCGGGAGCCAGCUCGUGGCAGAACAGAGAGUGAGCUCACAGAGGACUCCCGGGUGGCUGACAGAAGGCUGUCUGCCUACAGCAGGAAGCCCAAUGCUGAUCCCCAGCCCUGCUCUGUGCGAGUGCCCUACUGUGUGGAUGAGAACACAGAGCGCAGAAACCACUACCUAGACCUUGCUGGCAUCGAGAACUAUACAUCUAAGUUUGGUCCUGGGUCACCACCUGAACAGGCCAGGCAAGAACAUCAUGGCAGGGCCACACACAUUCCAAGCAGGUCCCGAUCACAGGAGUCGGAUGCUCACGCUAUAUACCACCGCAGGUCCCAGGUCCUGGCUGACCAUGUCGUACCAACUAAUGAGCCUGCUGCCCGGGCUCUGGUUGUGCAGCCCCGGCUCAAGGGGCAGGAGAAGCAGUUCCUCAGGUCUCCCAAAGGUUCAGGAAAACCUCUCGGGGCACCAGGCAACAGCAAGCCAGGGAAAGCACUCAGCUAUGGCCUGCAGGCUGUGCCACUGUCCCAGAGUGCUCAGGAUGGCCACCACCUUCCGCAGCCCCCGCCACAGCCCCCACCACAGCCCUAUGGUCACAAGCGGUACCGACAGAAGGGCCGAGAAGGCCACUCACCACUCAAGGGGCAUGGCCAGCCUACCAUGGUGGAGCAUGAAGUGGUACGGGACAUGCCUCCCAUGCUGGGGCCCGAGGGCUACGUGGUGCCUGUGAUCCAGAGGCACGAGCACCACCAUCACCACGAGCACCACCACCAUCACCACCACCACCACUUUCACCCAUCCUAGCAUCCAAACAAGCACUUUGCUCCCAUGCCCUCGGGGACACAGCAGGUGCUGGCAUGAGCCCAGUAGAGUACAGCAUCUCCUGGCCCAACACCAGUUACAGAUGGCAAGUUGGCACCAGGGAGAUUGUACCAGGCUGGAUAUUCAUGGACAAAGCCACCUUUCUCCAUUCCAUUUGGAUACUAGUACAUUUAAUGGCAGCUGACAGUUCUCAGUAACACGUGCUUCUGUGUGAUCCAGAAAGCCCAUACGCGAGGGCAAAAAAACCCAUCUGCUCUUACUUUUGCUGCACAGCGUCGUCCUGGGAUGUUUGAGAGACUGUGCCUAGACAUGGUUUGUAUCCUCGUGGUUCUUUGACCUUUGGGUGCCUUGAGUUCCUGGCACAAGGCCAGGAGUGAAUGGAGAAGGCAAAGCUUUCUGUGAGGUUUAUUCACUGUAAAGUCAGUGGGCUGGGCCUAGAAAGUAGUUGUUCUCCAGCAUGCCAUGUCCUUAGUUUCCCCCUAUUUCAAGCAGAGUGGAGGGGCCAUGAGUGAGCAGAGGGACAGAGUGAUGUUCAGUCAGUGGGUAGCAGGAAGGCUUCCAGCAUCCUAAGUGGAUGAGGAUGAGACCCAGACAGAUUUCGAUGGGUUGGAUCAGGUAUCACGCCAGGGGCCCGUCCAGGCUGUGCUCAUUUUGCAGCAGAGCCAAGUGACACUUAAGUGUCCCUCUAUAAGGGCUACAAGGGUGUGGGAACCUCAACAAGACAUGCUCUUCACGGUUCCACCAAGAGGAACUUUUUAACCUCUUGUGAGCGUGUGCAGAUGGCAUUUUUUUUGUCUUCUCAGCGUUAAAAACAAACAAACAAACUGCAUUCUAUAAUGUGCCGUACCCUGAAUUAAAACACUUUUCUGAGAGCUUCGGUGAGUCUACCUACACCUUGUAGCCACAGGUGAUGGUGACAGGUACAUAUUAUGGAGGGUGAGGGCUGUGGAUUCCUCUUGGCUUAUGCUGGUUGAGGCACACAACUCCAUUGUAAAUCAGAACUCUAAACCCAAGACCACUCCAUGUUCACAGGACCACUAGGCCCACAGGGGCUACAUGGGCCAGGGCUUAUUCAGACUUUAGAGAAGCAACACAACUUUAUGCCUGCUCUAAGGAAUUCCUGAAGCUAUGGAUGUGAUGUCUCCUCUGACCUGACCUUACAUACACAGGGAGACCUAGGCUUAUCAGCUUUCUGACAGCUAUUGCUGGUCCCUUUACAGUUAGAAAUGGCCCCGAACACCAAAAUGACUAGAGCGUGGCCUUUUCCUUACAGGACUAAAGUUCUCCCCUCUCCCCAUCAUGGAUGUAGGGAAGGUACAUGGAUGGCAAAGCUCAAUCACCCACACAGCAGAGGGAGUAGACAGGAGUAAGCUUGGCCACCCAGCUUUUCUCUCAGUGUGCAGCAUUCCUAUGCUAGGCUUGUGUUACAAGGGCCUGCCAGGCCUUGAGAGACAUUGUGCAGGAUAUCCCUAAUGACACCUUGGGCCAUGGUUCAGCCGAGCACCUAGUGGGGGGGAGUCUGCCAGAUCUGAGCAUUGGCUUCCUGUUGUAAAAAUUCAGGGCAGGUGGAAGUCCUAACAAGCUCAUGGCAGGGCUGAGCUCCUGCAACUAUGAGAAUGUUAAGCAGAGGAGUCUGCACCACUCCCUCCUAGGGACCAAGCCUCAGCAGGGUCCUUAGCGCCAGCGCCAAAUGUGUGAGGCUCAGAGGGAUGGAAAGCAUGAAUGAAAGAAAAAACAAAAGCCCCAAAUCAUUGAAGUUGGAUGUGGCAGCGAAUACUUGUGCAAGGCUACGUCAAGAGCUACAAUUUAAGACCAGCUGGAACAAUCUAGUGAGACUACCUCCUCCACCCCACCCCCCCAAAUUGCCUGCAUUCUCCAACAGUCAGCCACUCUAGACACGGCCACUAGUGCGCACACACACGAGAACAGUGGGUCUGCUGAGGUGCAGUAUCUUGGCCUGGGUUGACUCAGGGACUCCAGGACCACCUAGAAGUCAAAUUGCAAUGUGGAGAUGGAGGUAAGAAGGCCAGAGGCUCUGACGCUUAGUCUACUCUGCUGGAUCCCAGGAAGCAGUCUCUGUGGCAGUUAGUAGUAGCUGGCAACAGAAGAGGCUGGCCACUGUGAGGGAAACAGCCUUGUCUGUGUACACAGAGGUUGUGGCUACUGUGUGUUCCUGGAACUGAACCUGAUCUUUGUACAUUCCCAAAUAAAAACCAUCAAGGGAA
This is a messenger RNA of Meriones unguiculatus (Mongolian gerbil), 3826 nucleotides long. It is a transcript of the gene Nkd2, whose product is annotated as NKD inhibitor of WNT signaling pathway 2. Gene Ontology annotation, molecular function: calcium ion binding. Gene Ontology annotation, biological process: negative regulation of Wnt signaling pathway. The record is from RefSeq and is a predicted model, not a curated record. The transcript has 10 exons. Lineage: Eukaryota; Metazoa; Chordata; Mammalia; Rodentia; Muridae. Bases 195 to 1583 code for a protein of 462 amino acids. Gene Ontology annotation, cellular component: cytoplasm.